Morchella importuna is the source of this 1251-nucleotide messenger RNA. RefSeq lists its product as uncharacterized. Bases 1 to 1251 code for a protein of 416 amino acids. The transcript has 4 exons. NCBI's taxonomy places the organism in Eukaryota, Fungi, Ascomycota, Pezizomycetes, Pezizales, Morchellaceae. The record is from RefSeq and is a predicted model, not a curated record. Gene Ontology annotation, biological process: proteolysis. Gene Ontology annotation, molecular function: metalloexopeptidase activity.
AUGAAGUACUCUAUCACCUCUACCUUCCUCGGGCUCGCGGCUGUGACUCAGCUCGCAUCUGCCAUCGUCCUCCCUACGCAGCAGGACCAGUUUAAGGCCCUCUCUGGUGAUGCCUCAGAUAGCUUCAUGACACAGGAUGUCGGGAGUGAAAUGAGACUGGUGCAGCUUAGUCCUAUGGAGAUGAAGUGGAUUACCGAGGACGAGAAGAUGGAGCUGAUCAGGAAUGGUCGUAACUUCAUGGAUAUCACCGAUAACCAGGACCUUGGAUACACGAACGCCUUCCAAGAGGCAUCCAAGCCACGUAAGGGGAAGGUCGAGUUCCCACCGAAGCCCCAGUUCCAGGAGCUUGUUACACCGCUUCUGGGUAACUUGACCAAGAGUAACAUGCAGGCGAACCUGGAGAAGUUUACCAGCUUCCACACCAGGUACUGCAAGUCGGACUACGGCAGACAGUCUUCUGAGUGGCUCCUAAACCGGAUCAAUGAGACCGCGGCCCACCUUCUUCCUUCGAUCGAGCUGAGACCCUUCAAGCACUCGUGGCAGCAGGCGUCCAUCAUUGCCUCAAUCCCUGGAAAGAGCAAGAAGACUGUUGUGAUUGGUGCUCACCAGGAUUCGAUUAACCUUUACUUCCCCUCAUUCCUCCGUGCCCCGGGUGCCGACGAUGACGGUUCUGGAACUGUCACUAUCCUAGAGGCAUUCAGAGUGCUGGUUGAGUAUCUUGCCGACACGGGUAUCCAGCUUGAGAACACUGUUGAGUUUAUGUGGUUCAGCGCUGAGGAGAUUGGUCUUUUGGGAAGUCAGGCCAUCUUCAGCCAGUAUGAGAAGGAAGGCCGUGAGGUUGUCGCCAUGUUGCAGCAGGAUAUGACUGGCUUUGUCCAGAAGACCCUCGAUGCCGGAAAGCCCGAGAGUGUUGGUGUCAUCACCGAUUACGUCGAUGAGGGUUUGACAGAAUUCAUCAAGGAGGUCAUCACCGAGUACUGUGACAUCCCGUACGUCUUGACCGAAUGUGGCUACGCGUGCUCUGACCACGCCAGUGCUAGCAAGGCUGGAUACCCCAGUGCUUUCGUAAUUGAGAGUGCCUUCUCUGAAUCUGAUGACCAUAUCCACACCACCGAGGACAAGAUUGAGUACCUCAGCUUCGACCACAUGCUCCAGCACGCCAAGUUGACUCUUGGUCUUGCUUACGAGCUCGGUAACACCGACUUUGGCGGAAAGAAGGAGCACAAGGGACACAAGGAGCACGAAUUGUAA